UUGUAAUUUGAUCUCUGAGAAUAACGUGGUGGACAUGGAGAUGACAAAUAGUUUGGGGCCUGUGUGUAGGCAGAACCUGCUUUCCCACUCAGGAAACUCAUUUGCCCGAGAGCACCUGUUGCCGUGUGAAAGACUCCUCCAAGUUAGUCAGCUCAACAUGUCUUGCGCAGAUACCAGGCCUCUCCAAUUCCAAGAGUCGGCAGAUUCUACCACUCCGUGCAUGAAUGGAAGUCACACUACUCAGCAUAUAAAACAGGAGUGCUUGGGUGAUUAUAAGGGCGUAUCUGAGAUUUCUGCACACAGAAGGAUUACUGACGGAAUGGAACUGAAAGGCUCAGGCGGCCUUCAUCUUGAAGUUGACCACAAUAGCCUUACCAAUUCACUUUCAUCGCAAUUGUUUAAUAAUGAACAUAGCCCCUCCCUGGGCUCCUUGUCACUCAACAGCCCUCACCAUUCAAGUCGACAACAGGCAAGUAACCUGAAGAAGAGAUGCAUCUCUGUGCUGCCAUCUUCUGCUGAUGGGAUUGAUAUUACAACUAUCAUCCGCACAUCCCAGACCUCGCUGGUUACCUGUGUGAAUGGACUGUGGACUAAUUCAGCUGGUGUUUCCUCUUCUCCUAGAGAGAUCACUCUUCAUAGUGCUCAGAAACCCUCUCACCCCCAGUCCUGCUCGCAAUCUGGGAACCACUGCCACAUUCCUUCCCCUUCAGUAUGCCUUGUCCCUGUUUCCACUGAAACUAUCCGAGGGGACUGUGACCAUUCCCCAAUGCAGCACACAGGAGAAAAUGCAAGCUUCUGCUUUAUAAUGAAUACUGCUUCUGCUCCUCAGCCAGAUAUUUUACACAGCAAACAGAAGUUGAAUUUCUUAAAACAAGAACCACUUGAUGAAUAUACUUCUGCCUCCAGUCUUUUUCAGCAUCACCAAGAGCUGCCACCACCUUAUCAUUUACAUGACCAGCAAAACCACAUUCAAGGGGCACUAACGCAUUUACAGGCCUCUAUGUCUCCAAAGUCUCUUCAGAUGAGUGAAGGUGAUGAGCAGGAGGCCAGCAGGGGUAAGCAGAUCUGUCGAUGGAUUGAUUGUAGUGCUGUGUAUGAUCAGCAAGAUGAAUUGGUUCGGCACAUAGAAAAGACUCAUAUUGAUCAAAGGAAAGGAGAAGACUUCACUUGCUUCUGGACAGGCUGUGUUCGUCGGUAUAAACCUUUCAAUGCUCGUUACAAGUUGCUAAUCCAUAUGAGAGUUCAUUCAGGAGAAAAACCAAACAAGUGUAUGUUUGAAGGAUGUAACAAAGCAUUUUCUCGGCUUGAAAAUCUUAAGAUCCACCUACGAAGUCAUACGGGUGAGAAGCCUUAUCUUUGUCAGCAUCCUGGCUGCCAGAAAGCUUUCAGCAACUCUAGCGACCGGGCUAAGCAUCAGCGAACCCACCUGGAUACUAAGCCGUAUGCUUGCCAGAUUCCUGGAUGCUCUAAACGUUACACUGACCCAAGUUCCCUUAGAAAACAUGUGAAGGCUCAUUCUGCCAAAGAACAACAGGUGCGUAAGAAGAUACAUUUCUAUUCUGAUGCUGAACAAGAAAUAUUAAGUGAAUGCUUAACUAUGCAGCAGCUUCAUCCUUCUUCACAACACAUUUUGGAUGGGAAGUGUGGGAGAUCAAUGAGCCAUCAUGGCCUCAUUACAGGAAUGUAUACUAGUUCCAGCACAAACCACAAUGGACUAUCAACUGGUCUUCUACCACAGCAUCAGAAUGUUCUGUCAAGGCAACAUAUACUUGAGUCAUCUCUCACUAAUGCACAUCAUCAUGUAUCAUCCAUAGAAAGUGACGGAAAAGGGAUAGUCCCAAAUGCUCUUGCGAGUCCACUGAAAGCUGUAGUUGCUCCUUCCCUCCUUCAGAAACACAGCUCAUCACCAUCACAUAGCCAGUCUCCAAACGGGCAUCAUUUCUCAACAAAUAAAUUAUAUGUGCCGUUUCCAAACCAAUCUACACAGCAGGGGCCACAAGGUUACCAAGGUAGCUUUCACUCUAUACAAAAUUGCUUCCACUACGGAGAUUGCUACAGAACAAUGGACUCAUCUUUCAGUAAUGAUGUGCUAUCAGGGGAAUCUCAUUGCUGUAACCCUCUGCGACAAAAUGGAUAUCACAUAAUCAGUGCACCUGUAGCUUCAACAGGCUAUGAAGCCAUUUCUGAAGCAGAGUGCAUAUCAGAAGAAGUUAUCAAUGGAACUGAAGAGAAUAAUGGAUUUUUCCAAAAUGGCACUUUUGAUCACUGUUUAAAUCACAUUCCUCCCAUCUAUACAGAUACAUAAGUCUUAUCUUAAAUUGUUACUUUGUCUACCAUACUUAUAAUGCUUUUUGUA
Molecule: messenger RNA, 2356 nt
Organism: Thamnophis sirtalis
Lineage: Eukaryota; Metazoa; Chordata; Lepidosauria; Squamata; Natricidae
Source: RefSeq, a predicted model, not a curated record